AAUCCCUCUGUGUCGCACCAGAACGGCUGGUUCGUUCCGAGACUGCAGCCACCGGGCGCGGCGGCGUCAAGAUGGCGGCUGCGGCGGUGGCGGCUGCUGCGGCUGCGGCUGCGGCUGCAUCACUGCAGGUGCUGGAGAUGGAGAGCAUGGAGACGGCCGCCGCGGGCUCGGCGGGGCUGGCCGCCGAAGUCAGAGGGAGCGGCACGGUGGACUUUGGGCCCGGACCCAGCUUAUCUGCCAUGGAGGCGAGCGGGGGCGAUCCGGGUCCGGAGGCCGAGGAUUUCGAGUGCAGCACUCACUGCUCGGAACUGUCGUGGAGGCAGAACGAGCAGCGGCGCCAAGGCCUCUUCUGCGACAUUACCCUGUGUUUCGGCGGUGCCGGAGGCCGCGAGUUCCGGGCCCACCGCUCCGUGCUGGCUGCCGCCACCGAAUACUUCACGCCCCUGCUCUCAGGCCAGUUCUCUGAGUCCCGUUCCGGCCGGGUGGAGAUGCGCAAGUGGAGCUCCGAGCCCGGGCCCGAACCCGACACGGUGGAAGCCGUUAUCGAAUAUAUGUACACUGGGCGCAUUCGCGUCAGCACGGGCAGUGUGCACGAGGUGCUGGAGUUGGCCGACAGGUUCCUAUUAAUUCGUUUAAAAGAAUUUUGUGGAGAAUUUCUCAAGAAAAAACUUCAUCUCUCUAAUUGUGUGGCCAUUCACAGCUUAGCUCACAUGUAUACCCUGAGCCAGCUUGCUCUGAAAGCUGCCGAUAUGAUACGGAGAAAUUUCCACAAAGUAAUUCAGGAUGAAGAAUUUUAUACUCUACCUUUCCAUCUCAUUCGAGACUGGCUGUCAGACUUGGAAAUUACAGUUGAUUCCGAAGAGGUUCUCUUUGAAACGGUUUUGAAGUGGGUUCAGAGAAAUGCUGAAGAGAGAGAGAGAUACUUUGAAGAACUUUUUAAAUUGCUCAGAUUAUCCCAGAUGAAACCUACUUACCUUACUCGGCAUGUCAAGCCAGAGAGGCUGGUGGCCAAUAAUGAAGUUUGCGUCAAGUUAGUGGCUGAUGCUGUGGAGAGGCAUGCGCUGAGAGCCGAGAAUAUACAGUCUGGCACGUUCCAGCAUCCUGCCUCUCAUGUCUCAUUAUUACCUCGCUAUGGGCAAAACAUGGACGUGAUCAUGGUUAUUGGAGGCGUGUCCGAAGGAGGGGACUAUUUAAGUGAAUGCGUGGGAUAUUUUGUCGAUGAGGACAGAUGGGUAAACUUACCCCAUAUUCAUAAUCAUCUGGAUGGACAUGCUGUUGCAGUAACAGAAUCCUACGUGUAUGUUGCUGGAUCAAUGGAACCAGGGUUUGCUAAAACUGUGGAAAGGUAUAACCCAAAUUUGAAUACAUGGGAACAUGUUUGUAGUUUGAUGACAAGGAAGCAUUCUUUUGGGCUAACAGAAGUCAAAGGGAAACUCUAUAGCAUUGGAGGACAUGGCAACUUUAGUCCUGGCUUUAAAGAUGUGACUGUUUAUAAUCCCGAGCUUGAUAAAUGGCACAACUUGGAAUCAGCACCGAAGAUUCUCCGAGAUGUCAAAGCACUGGCCAUUGAAGACCGCUUUGUAUACAUUGCUGCCCGUACUCCUGUGGACCGGGACACCGAAGAUGGAUUAAAGGCUGUAAUUACUUGCUAUGAUACCGAGACUCGACAGUGGCAAGAUGUGGAGUCUUUGCCACUUAUUGACAAUUACUGCUUUUUCCAAAUGUCGGUGGUGAACUCAAACUUUUAUCAAACAGCAUCAUGCUGUCCCAAGAGUUAUUCUCUAGAAAAUGAAGAGGCAGUCAGAAAAAUUGCCAGCCAAGUUUCUGAUGAGAUCCUUGAAAGCUUACCUCCAGAAGUCCUAAGCAUCGAAGGAGCAGCCAUUUGCUAUUACAAAGAUGACGUUUUCAUUAUUGGUGGCUGGAAAAAUAGUGAUGAUAUUGAUAAGCAGUAUCGGAAAGAAGCCUACCGAUACUGUGCUGAGAGAAAGAGGUGGAUGCUUCUUCCUCCCAUGCCACAGCCACGUUGUAGAGCUACCGCUUGCCACGUGAGAAUCCCGUACCGGUACUUACAUGGCACACAGAGAUAUCCUAUGCCUCAAAACUUAAUGUGGCAGAAGGACCGGAUCAGACAGAUGCAAGAAAUACAUCGGCAUGCCCUGAACAUGCGGCGCGUGCCAAGCUCUCAGAUCGAGUGCUAGGUUCUCUGAUAAAUGCAGCUUAAAACAGACGUGCUUCACGAGGCCGAAAAUGUCCAGACUGUUACUUGAAAAAGUAUGUCGAUAACUUAUUUUCUACCUGAACUGAUUAUUGCCCCAUAGAAAGGAAAUAUAGUUAAAAACCGAAGACUGGGAAACUCAAUUCAAUACAUGGUAAUGUUUUGUUAGCUGGCAAUCUUUCUGUCUUUGUCUUUGAUUUGUGUAUAUAUGCUAGCUAAAUAAGAUCUUUUUAAAGACAAGUGGGAAAACCAGGUGUAGUUACUUGGCUGUUUUUCUGCCAAGAAAUUAUACUCUUUUGUUUUAGGGACUUAUGUUUUGAACAUGCUUUAAGCACCAAUAUUAUUUGCACAUUUACUUUGAUAUUCCUUUUCAUUUUUUCCUGAGUGGGUUGGUUUUGACAAGAUCAGAACUUAUGCAUUAAGCCCUCCUCUGCAGGAGGUAUGUGCAAUAGACUGAAAUUUGAAGGAAAAAGCACAAUAUUUCAGCAAGAUGAUUUCAGAAUGUUUGCAUUGAUAUUUUAUUGUUUAUCUAGAAAUACUGUUAUGCGUCUUUUUAGAACAGAUGACUGACUGAUAAAAAAUUUGUGAUUGGCUCAUGCAUUUUUUUGAAUAUUUUUCAUUUCUUUAGCAACUGAGUUAUCGACUUCAAGCCAUUGCUCAGAGAUGAUGGUAGUUGGCAAAAGAAUUGAUCUUUAGCUGAUUGAUUGACUACAGAGGACGUUAUAUAUGUAAUUUGUUUCUCUAAGAAGAGAAGUUUAUUAGUGUAGACUAAGAAAUCAAAGGCAUUAAAAAAUAAAAACGCUUUUUUUUAGGAGUUGUAGGCUUAUUUGAGGAUAAAUUAAUGAGUGUAAAUAAUGCCUAUGACAAUCGAUAUUCAAUGCCUUCAGUUUUAAAUUUUGUGCUAAUGUGUAUUAUAUAUAGAAUCCUCAUCAUUCCUUUCGAAAAGAAACUUUUUUCAAAAUAGGAAGGAAAUGGCAAUUUAGAGAAAUGUUGCUAAAGAAAAGCCUUAUUAUUUCUCAGCCCCUGGAUAAUGUUUUAUUCGGUUGCCCUGGACUUUAAUUGGAACUUUACCUGAGCCUGGAAUACCAAAUUUAAACGCAUAAUUCUGGCUCUUAAAAAGCUGUGGUUAACUUUUAUUUAUUUUUAUGUAUUCUUCUGAUUCCCUUACGCACUCCCAAGCUUUAUACAAAUUAGCACUCAGGUUGACUCUUUUAGCACUCAGUUAACUCCUGCACUUACUAUUUAUAAUGUGAGUCCAGUAUAUUUUUUUGUUUCUUUUGGAAUAUCUCUACUUUCUUAGACACAUUCCAGAAUUCUGUUCUAGAAGUUGAAUUCUAAGUGCAGUGAUUUUUUUCCCCCUAGUCCAUUAUAGUUAACCUCCUUCUUAGUUGUAUCAAAUAUCAAAAGAAAAAAGUACAACCAGAAAUUUUAGCUCUCAAUUUGCUGCAAGACCAUUAAUGUUUAGCCCUUGGACUCUGUACUAAGUAAGAACUUUUCUGAAAUAUUUAAAUUGGUAUCCCUGCCCAGGAAAAAGUUUUUCAAUAAACAUGUUGGAAAUCUGCAUUAAAACCAUUUUAGACUGGGCUGGGGAUAGGAAACUGCAAGUUAUAUUUCUACAUGAGAAUAUAUUAUCUUAAUCCACCUCUACCAUUUUCUCAGUUUCCAUGUAUUUUCAGUUACUUUAAUAAAAGCCAUUGGAUACUGAGAAGUGCUUAUUCUUAGUUGUGAGAGGUCUAUGCGAAUAAGGCAGAAAAGCUCAUUGAGUGAAGUCCUCAUUUCUCUCUGGUAGACAGUGUGAGCAAACUUCCAUUUCUUGGUGGUGUUUAAUUCAGUAGCUCACUAGGAUUCCAGUUUCUCUACAGAAGGGUGUGAUGUAAGGAUUUGGAGUUGUUUCUUUCUUUCUUUUUUUUUUUUUGUCUCAGGGCUGUUUUCUGAGACAAUCAUUACCAAUCAUUACCAAAAUCAUUUGUUUAGAGGAUGUCAUUUUUUCACAUGAUGUGGCAGAAAUUAUAACUCAGAUUUCGGUGUAACCUGGUUUUGAAAAUUGACUGAAAUUGUUGUUUUUUAACUCAGCAGGCAGCCUAGGCCAUGGGUGAAAAGAAGGGGUAAGUCCUUCCUCGCAUGAUGACGUGUGCAGGUUUUCCUGACUACUGAAUUUCUAAUUUUCCUAUUUGAAUUCACAUGUGUGAUUUCACAUCAAUAACUUGUUUACGAAUAUCUCAACUAACUUGUUAAUCAGGAAAGAAACCAGAUUUGCUUAAAUCUGUUCAAGGCUGACAUUCUGAAAUUCUAACCUGGAAAUACUUCUCAGUGUAUUUGGAAAGGUUCUCAUGAUGAUGACCAGCCUAAAAUGGCUCUUUGGGAAAGAAAUUUCCUUUUUGAUGAAAACUUAAAGAUUGUGUUUAGUAAUUUAAGCAGUUAAAAAUACAACUUUAAAAAGAUAGUUUAAUGUGUAUUUAAGCAAACCUUUUUGGUUGCUUUUGGUUUUGUUUCGUGGAAGGAAAAGAGAGGAAUUGAUUUUACAAAAAGUUGUAACUAUACAUAACUUUGAGUGAAACUGCUUAUGUCUCAGAAUAGAUAUCUUUUAACUAUACCUACCUUACCAUGGUUUUAAAAAAUCAGUGAUAUAUAUUGAGAAUGUCAGUCAUGAGCUUAGUGUUUAAGUAUCUCAUUUGCAGUUAUUUGCAUGGUUAGUCUUGUGUAUCUGGUAUCCAACCUUGCUUUUGCUGUGCCAAUUCAAAAAUAUUUUUCUAAAAAAUUUAAAAAUUCAUUGACAUCAGUUUUGUUUUGAUCAGUUGGUUUUGUAUAGUAUUUCUGGGACCAAAAAUUUUAAAAUACUUUUAAAAUACAGAACAGACGUUUAGAACUGGAAAGAUAGUGUUUAUGGAAGAUUUGUGUGCUCUUCUGUAUUUUAAACUCUUCAGGCUGCCGGUAAGGCAGUUUCUAAGGCACACUUUUUUCCUGUUCGUGUUUCUUGACUAGUGUAGCAUGUGGUACGUUUAAAUACUUUAUUAUCUGCUUCAUAAUUCUAAUAUGAACACUAUACUAUAGGUAGACAGGUAAGCUAAAUUAUGUGUAUUUUAGUUACUUGGCCUAGUCAAGCAUAACUAAAGAGACUUUUUUUGCACUUUCCUCAAAUUAAGCUUAAAUAAAUAGGGUCUAUUGGCCACAUUCCAUGUCCUUUGAAAACAUACAGAAUUGUGAAGCAAGUUGUCUGUCUACACUAGAAAAAUAGGGUGCCUAUAAGUUGCUGUUUAACUGUAGAAUAUUUAAUGGUUUAGUCUCCUUUUUUAACUGUCAAACAUUUUGGCACAGUUCAUCACUCCAGUUUGUUACUUUCUUGAGAAUAGUCUGUUUUUGUUAUAAUGCUUACAUUGGAAACAAAAGAGCUUAUCGUCAAGUGAUGUACUACAAUAACAAUACAGUCAUUUUGCUUCAAGGAAUUUAGAUAGCCACAUAACUAUUUGUUGCUUAUCUCGUAGGGCUUUUGUCUUACUCUAUAUGACCAUUCCUGCAAAUGUCUGACAAUGAAGCACAUAGAGUAGAGCACUUGCUGUUAACUGAAUCCUCCUACGUAAUGCACUCGUGAAAAGUAGUGCUUGCUAGAUGUUUAAAGAUCUUAGGAUCCCUGUGCUAGGGCUCAUUGAGUUAUUUGUAAAAGAAAUACUUAGUUCAAGCUGAUAUAUAGCGAGUUUUGGGGGCUAGCAGUAUCCAAGCUCCUACUCUACUGAAAGUAUAAUCUUGACUCUCUCCUGUCUGUCAGAGGAGAUACGGAAUUUAGGACACUUUGAGACAUUACAUUGUAAAAUAGCUUGUUUUAUGUUCCUAAAGCUAUCUUGUUCUAUGUCAAAGCUAUUAAUCGUCUCAUUGUAAGUUUUAAAUAAACGUAUUUCAUUAGA
Messenger RNA from Pteropus alecto (black flying fox), 6114 nucleotides. It is a transcript of the gene KLHL11, whose product is annotated as kelch like family member 11. The record is from RefSeq and is a predicted model, not a curated record. Gene Ontology annotation, molecular function: protein binding. The coding region runs from base 72 to 2198 and encodes 708 amino acids. Lineage: Eukaryota; Metazoa; Chordata; Mammalia; Chiroptera; Pteropodidae. The transcript is spliced from 2 exons.